Molecule: messenger RNA, 1032 nt
Organism: Struthio camelus australis
Lineage: Eukaryota; Metazoa; Chordata; Aves; Struthioniformes; Struthionidae
Source: RefSeq, a predicted model, not a curated record
AUGAGGGAUACGAGCAGACAGGGCGAGGGAGAACCCUUGGCUGCCGUCAGUCAGCAGCUGGACAUCAGCCGCCCUGGUCAUCUUGCUGCAUCACGGAAGGUGGAAGCAUUAACUGCAGCGUGCGGGGCACGGAAAUUGGUCCAUGACAACUCUGAGUGGGAGUGCGCGCUGGGCCAGCCGAGCCCGGAGGCUCCUGUCGGGGCAGCCUCUGAACUUUGCUUGUCCUUCGUGACCGACAUUGUGAGACUCGCCCAGGGCUCUGGAUUUGCCCGCGCCGCUCCUCGCACUCUCCGAGUGCUCUGCGGAGCAUUUAGUUGUGAUCCCAAGCGCGUCCACGAGCUGGGCUGCUUCAGGCUUCAGCUGCUGUCUGGGCUUGCGGGAUGUCACACAAGGCCUGCAAAUGUCCAUGAACAGUCUUUCGGAGGUAAUGCAAAUCAGGAUGAAAAAGCCCUAAAAGAGAAGUUAGUGUAUUGCCAUUCCUCAGUCCUUACCACCUUCUCAGCAUCUGUGUUACCUAGUAAAAAGGCAAUCAGAUGGUCAGAUGAGCUUUCCUGGUUCAUUUUGUUCUACAGGCUGCAGGGGGUACUUCUGGUUCACCAGGAGAAUUUCAAGCGGUACAAAAUGCUGAGGACCGGUUCAGCCACAGCUGGACGGCAAGAGAAGACAGAAAAGGCAAAUUCAGUGCAAUUUACAUUGCAAGUUAUUUGGACCAGACAUUCAAGUCUAAUCGCUGAUGUGCAACCCAUCGCUUCGUGUCUCUGCCUCCUGGCACAGCGCAUACCUGGCAGAGCAAGUGACAGCCCCCAGGAGCAAGGAGCUUCAAUUACGUCUUCUCAAGAGCAUGGUCCUCUGGGCUUCCACCCUAACCUGGAAAAGAUGGGAGGAAGGUUGUCCAGUGCUGAAAAUCACAUCGUCUGUCUGGAGGCGAACGAGCCCACCUUCUGGCGAGAGCAACGACGCUGGGAUGCGUUGUGGCACCUGCGGGACACUGCCAGAGCAGCCACCGCUGAGACUUGCGUGCGAGUUGGCUGA